Messenger RNA from Myotis lucifugus (little brown bat), 1712 nucleotides. It is a transcript of the gene INSYN1, whose product is annotated as chromosome unknown C15orf59 homolog. Gene Ontology annotation, biological process: inhibitory postsynaptic potential. Lineage: Eukaryota; Metazoa; Chordata; Mammalia; Chiroptera; Vespertilionidae. Bases 754 to 1632 code for a protein of 292 amino acids. Gene Ontology annotation, cellular component: postsynaptic density. The transcript is spliced from 3 exons. The record is from RefSeq and is a predicted model, not a curated record.
GAGCGCAGAGGCCCGCCCCUCCCACCGCCCAGAUGUCUCCCGGGGCGCUCUGAGGACCUCCCUGAGGCCAGGGGCCGAAGGGUCCAGAGAGAGAAGCCCGCCCUAGGGAGCCUGGAGGGGCCCCCCCAACCCUCAUCUUGGGGCUUGGCCCCCACGCUACUCGGAAGGCAGGCCGGUGCCCCCACCCUCGGGGUCUGCUCUCCUCCGUCCAGCUCCCUUCCCAGAGCUGUCCACAUCUGGAGCCCCCUCCACAUCUGGAAAGACCCCAGCCACAGUCCUUCUGCAGGUGUCACUUGCAACCAGAGACCUCUGCCUUUGCAACUGCCCAAGAGUCGUGAGGGGAUUGUGCUGCCUUCCCCAAUCCCAAGGGCAUCUCUUACCCUUAGUCCCUGCAGAGUCAUCCCCCUGCUUCUGUGUCCAGGCUCAUCCAGACAUCAGCCCAGCACACCUAUAGGCACUUCAAGUCCUGAAGGGCUCCUGAGAUCCAAGACCCCUCCCCUGCCCUUCUAUGUCCUCAUCUUGACCCCUUGUGUCAGAUUCUGUCUCCUUCUGGGUGUCCCAUUCCCAAUCCAGAGGCAAAGGAGGCGGGGUGGCAGGAGUCAGGGGCUGGGUGAGGGCCACCCAGGGCCAGCGUGGGCUGGGGGGCCGUUAAGAUGUGGAGCUCUGCCUGGCUGAGGGGGGCUCUGUGGAGGCAGACGCAGUGUGUGCCUGGCUGGGGGGAGUAUGGGCAGGCCUGCAGCCACGUGGUGAAGGAUGAACAUUCGGGGCACCCCGGACCUCGGGCAGCCCAGUGACGACCCCAGCAGUGGUGGCGAACGUGAGCGGAUUCGACAGCGCAUGAAGAUGGUCAUCGGGCAGCUGGAGGGCAUCCUACGGGAGCUCAAGGAGGUGGCCAAGGAGCUCAGGGAGGUGGUGAGCCAGAUAGAUAAGUUAACCUCAGACUUCGAUUUUGAACUGGAGCCAGAUGACUGGACCACGGCCACUGUGAGCAGUACCUCCAGCAGCGACAAGGCCGGUGUAGGUGGCCCCUUUGACCUGGGCCACCUGGACUUCACAACAGCUGACAUCCUCUCAGACAGCUGGGAGUUCUGCUCCUUCCUGGAUGUCUCUACCCCUUCAGAUUCCAUGGACGCCGCCGAGUCAACACGACCAGGGGCUGGUUCUGACUACCGACUCAUGAACGGUGGCAUGCCCAUUCCUAAUGGGCCACGGGUGGAGACCCCAGACUCCUCCAGUGAGGAGGCCUUCAGCACCGGCCCUCUCAAGGGGCAACUGCCCCAGCGGACCCCAGGCACACGGGAGAGAGUGCGCUUCAGCGACAAAGUGCUCUACCAUGCUUUGUGCUGUGAUGAUGAAGAGGGGGAUGGUGAGGAGGCAGCGGCAGAGGAGGAGGCGGACCUGUCCCCAGAGCCUCCCCAUACAGAGGCCCAUGUGGGCCCCCUCAAGACCUCCCUGGCCCCCAACAAGCCAAGGCGCUCUCCACUGACUGGCCGAUGCUCAGGCCCCACCUUGGCCCCCGAGCAGACACGAAGGAUCAUGAGGAACAGCAGCACCCAAACGGUGUCAGACAAGAGCACGCAGACAGUGCUUCCCUACACAGCCUCCAGACAGAAAGCCAAAGGGAAAAACUAGGGGCCGGGAGGGACUGGGGUUGGGUAGGGGGAGGUACAUAGAGUUAUAAAUAUAUACACAUAUAUAUUUAAACAAACACA